AUGGUUGUGAAACUAUACGGACAGAUAACGGCAGCUUGUCCGCAAAGAGUCCUGCUUUGCUUUAUGGAGAAAGGAAUUGAAUUUGAGAUUGUUCAUAUCGAUCUUGAUGCAUUAGAGCAGAAAAAACCAGAGCAUCUUCUUCGUCAGCCAUUUGGUCAAGUCCCUGCCAUAGAAGAUGGAGAUUUCAAGCUUUUUGAAUCACGAGCCAUUGCGAGAUACUACGCGACCAAGUACUCGGACCAAGGCACUAACCUUUUGGGCAAGUCUCUAGAGCACCGAGCCAUCGUGGACCAGUGGUCCGACGUCGAGACCCAUUACUUCAACGUUUUGGUCCAUCCCAUUGUGAUGAACCUAGUCAUCAAGCCUAGGUUGGGCGAAAAAUGUGACUUCGGUUUGGUCGAGAAGCUCAAGGUGCAGCUCGGGGUGGUCUUGGACGUAUACGAUAACCGGCUUUCUUCGAACCGGUUUCUGGCUGGUGAAGAAUUUACCAUGGCUGAUUUGACGCACAUGCCGGCGAUGGGGUACUUGAUGAAUACCGAUAUAAAUGAGAUGGUUAAGGCUCGGAAGAAUAUGAACCGGUGGUGGGAAGAGGUUACGGCUAGACCGGCUUGGAAGAAGCUUAUGAAGAUGGCUGGUUUUUGA
This is a messenger RNA of Microthlaspi erraticum, 642 nucleotides long. NCBI's taxonomy places the organism in Eukaryota, Viridiplantae, Streptophyta, Magnoliopsida, Brassicales, Brassicaceae. The record is from the annotation of a GenBank genome assembly.